Molecule: messenger RNA, 2146 nt
Organism: Rhinopithecus roxellana (golden snub-nosed monkey)
Lineage: Eukaryota; Metazoa; Chordata; Mammalia; Primates; Cercopithecidae
Gene: PRR18
Product: proline rich 18
Exons: 1
Coding region: 272-1141 (289 amino acids)
Source: RefSeq, a predicted model, not a curated record
GUCGGACGGCGGGAGGCGGUUUCCGCAGGGUCCAGUCCCGGAAGCACCGAGUUAGAGGGGAGCCCCUGGCCCCAGGAGGAGGGGAGGGUGGGAGCUCCUCUCUUGGAGUCCCCGGGUUUGGUCGCCGGGAUGUGAGCAAGCCGAAGAGGCCGCGGCUGGUCGCAGGUGGGUGUGGUGGGGCCGCCCGAACUGCAGGGACCCGCUCCGCGCACAGUGGCUGAGAGCCCGCCUCUUCUUCUAGGGGCUGAGGAUCCGGCCUCUCGGCAGCACCAUGCCCUUCCCUCCGGUGCCGCCGCAGACCGCCCAAGCCGCGCGCCACUUACCCCGGAGGCCCUGCGCCGCGGGGGACAAGAAGAGGCCCCCACAGCGGCCCGAGGGGCCCCUCUCCAGCUCCUGGCCCUCCGCCACCCUCAAGAGGCCGCCGGCCCGGCGCGGCCCCGGCCGGGACAGGACGCAGCUGCCGGCCCCUCUGGGCGUCUCCCCCCAGGCCUCGCCCUGCCGCGCGCUGGCCCCAGCCACGUGCGCCCCGCCCCGGCUGGCCGGCUCCGGCCACAGCCCGGCGAGGACCACCUACGCGGCGACCUCGGCAGGGACGGGGACCACCGCCGCAGGGACCUCCUCGGGGACUGGGGCCGGUCUCGACACCGCUGCGCUCUUCUCCCUGAACCUCACCCCCGAGGCCGUCCUGGUCAUCCAGAGGCGUCAUCUGGAGAAGCAGCUGCUGGCGCGGCCUCGCAGGCCCUUCCCCUCACCCUCGGCCGAACCCAGGCGCCUACUCACUCCCUGUCCCCGGGCCAGGGCCGCGGGCCUGCGGAGGGGCGGCCCCGCCAGCGACCCCGACGCGUCCCCAGCCGCUGGCCUGGGCCGCCGCGACCCUCCGCCCCGCGCCCAGCUGCUGUCCGGCGGCCUGCAGGUUCCCCAGCUCAGCCCGCGGUCCGGGGCCCUGCGCCCGAUGCUCAAGGUGUCGCUGCUCAACGAGCGGCACAGGUACGACGACGUGGAGUACGAGGAGGAGCCGGAGGCGGUGGACGAGGGCCUGGUGCGCAAGUGCACGGAGUGGCUGCGCGGCGUGGAGUCGGCGGCCGCCGCGCGGGGCCGGGCCGGGGCCCUGGACUCACGGCGGCACCUGAGCACACUGUGAGCCCAGCGGUCCUGCGGGGACAGGCCAGACCUGACCCCACAUCACCUGCACGCACCACUCCGCCUGGGGACCCUCGGGGGAGACCGCAGGCUCCUCUGGCCGCCAGCGCCCACUUCCAGGACACCCGUGAGCAAGCUGGCCCGCGUGGGGUGCAGCCAGACUCGCCCGACGGCCACCCCCCUCCUGCCCUCACCAGCAGGCAGCCCCGGCCUUUCUCGUUCAUACUGGUGGUAUCUACCCCGGAAGCUCGCCUAUGCCCCACUCUGGCCUCCUUUUGGCGUCCCCGAGUGUCCAUGCAGUUCGUGGGGAAUUAAGCAACUGAGAAAAUGCCUCUCGACGCCCCCAGCCCCAGGGUUCGUCUCGGUCCCAGAGACCCUCUGCCUGGAGGUGGGCCUUCCCCAGGGCGACAUCUGCACCCCCUGCGGUGUCACCCUCAGCCGUUGCCGGGCACCCUGGACAGUGCGGUGGGCGAUGGCCCAGGGUAGGUGGCCGCGACGGUGGCCUCCUGCAGAGCUGGGACCCGGUGCUACAUUGGUGAUUUUGUUUUCUCCCAAGUCGGAAAAAUGUUGAGGGUAUUAGAAAUCCCUGAAACUCAGUUAACCGAAUUUCCAGUCGCCAAAGCGGAAGGGUAGGCAUCGCCAGGCGCUGGUGAACCCUGGUCAGUGAGCGCUUCCGUGGAAACCGCUUGGCUGAUUACAUGUUUUCUGUGUAUUAUUUGAAUAGAGAGUAAAGCUCCUCUGCUGUUUCCUAACCAUACCCUUUCCCCCGCUCACUGGAGGCUGAUUUCUACAUAUUUCUUCCAUGUAUCUGAGAAUAUCUAACUCGAAGGAUGAGAAGGAAAUAAAAUGUUAUAAUCAGAUAAGGCUGGUUAUAGAAGAGUAAUGUAUUACCUCAAGUUUUGACUUACUUUGUAAAAGCCAAUAACUGGUUUAAUGUUUAUCUUGACAGACUUUAAAUGUAUCAAGUCCUAAUUGUAUUUUAAAUUGAAGCCUUACGUUUUUAAAA